GGCGAUGAAGAUGAUCAAAUGAAGGAACUGAACGCAAAUACUUCAAAAAUGUGCGAUGAGAUUCCACUGGAUGAAUUUAAUAUAAUUCGCUCUGAAAAUCUGCAAAAAUCAAGUGACUGGAGAGCAAACAUCACAGAAGAAGCCUGUUUGAAAUACUUCGACAGCGUCAUUAAACUACAACAGACGGACUGAAAUCUGGCUGAUUAUCGGAUCAAUCUUUGCACAAAAUAUUGCGCACAUUCUUGAAAUCUUAUUUCCUGUCGAAAGCUGUAGGGCUUACUGAAAUAAAUGAUUGGACCUCAUAUCCAAGAUAAGUAGCCUAGCCUAAACCGUAGCCUAUAGCCUCAGUUUUCAAAUCAAACGCAUUUUCAUAAAAUGCGCAAUUUGGAGUACUAUAUAGUCUACAUGAUGUACAGCAUAAAAAUAGAUAUGCAUUUUGAAUAUUGAGGGUAGGUUGUGAACUUGUUGACGAUUUUUCUGUUAGCACGUAUAUUUAAAUGAAACAAGUGAAUACUUAUCAUUAAUUGUCAUCAUGGGUAUCUAUUCUGCGAAGAGCAGCGAAAUCUGAGCCUUUUAAUGUGCAGAGUCGCGUAAUUUUAGGAAGGAAAUGUCCCUGCCCCCUUCUCGGUUUCUGUGGAAAUGUUAGGCUAUUUAAAGUCCUUGUAUUGAUAUUCUGUAACAUGGCCCCAUAAGGGUUUUGUCAUUGGUGUCCUUCAGGCCCAGUAGGCUAUUGCUGACUUAUUAGCAACCCCCUAACAGUGUUUCAAAUUCACUGAAAUUAGUUUUACAAUAACACUUAGCUCCUGUUCUUCCUAAUGUUUCAGGACAACGUAUUGUAAUUAAUCUGGCAUUCAAUAUCGUUAUAAUGAAACUGACACCAAGUUAGGAGGCACAUCAAUUUUUUAUAAACUUGGCAACAACUGUGAGUUAAGUAGGCUCCCUAGGACAUUAGCCCCUAUAAUUUGUUUCAUAGUCAUUAAAGUACUGCCAAAUCCUAGGACUUAAGCUACUCUACAGCAAGUGGAAUACAAGUCAUCCAAUGUCUGAACUUAAGAAGCUUUGUAGGUUGUGAAUAUUUAGCUCAUGCACUGUUAGAUCUGUGGAAAGCGUCCUUUCAUCAUGCAAAACUGGACUCCUAAGAUACACCCGGAAUCUCCUCAUGUCCAUGGUGCCUGCAUCCGAAUGGAGGGUGCAGGGAACACAAUCUGGAGAGACUCAAAGCUAAGAGACCUUACCUGGCCCAUUUCACAAUGUGCUUGUGAUCAAACAAUGGUUUCGAGUUGCAGUAGGAAUUUGCAAGCAGCCGGAGCUGCAUGGGCCUGUCCUUCGAGCUUUAAUGCCACAGUUCCUGGGUGUCCGAAAUCAAGCCCAGAAACCAGCAAACCAGCGGCCAGUGAACUACAUCUUGACCGCUUACGUUGGGACAGCAGGAUCCUGAUUCAGGCACACUGGGAGAGUUCAUUCCCAGGUCCCAGAGAUUCACAGGAGUCAUGCUUUCAGCCAAAUGAAGAUAACUUGCCAAGCACCACAUUUUAUGCAUCUGAUCAUCAGUUGAGCCAAAAGGCUUAUCGUCAUGAAGGCUUGUAUCAUUGCCAACUGAAUGAGCUUCCUACCUUUGGCAAGAUACAGAAGACCUCAGCUGGAAAUAGCACACCCCUACCCACAAUCCCAGGUAGCCAUCUUGUCAAGACACAUGUUACCCAGAAUGCACCAUCACACUCUCUCAGGAGCACGAGACCUCAGUGUUCCCUGCCUAACAUGUUGCCUGCUGGAUCAAGCUGUGGGGACUCAGUAGAGGCAGGACACAUAGCCCUGGCAGCCCAAGUGAGGCUCCGGGCACUGUUGGCACAGUGCUGCCAGCCUCUGAACUCCCUGUUUGGGGUCCACCAGGAUGCUGUUUGUUGCCGCCACUACUAUGCCACUGCUGUCGUAUGCUGGCUCUUCUGUAUCAUCACCACCACCAUGGUGCUUAUUGCAGCUACUGCAUUUAGAUCACCCCACAAUGGAGACUGAAACACAGUGUUCCACGGAAUAGCUGUUAUGUUUGUAUUAUGCCUUGCUCUGUUGGGGCUGGAUUAUUAUGUGAGUGUGUUAACAUAUUCUUUCACUAGUUAAAAAAAGAUGUAUAAUCAAUGUAUGUGUCUCAAUAAUCAAUGUAAUUGUUAUCAAGGUUUUCACAAGGAGAUUCAGUUCUCAUGUGACAAAUGAGCAGGAAUACUAUCAAUCUGCACACAUUGCAGGUUUAUCAUAGCCAGGACAUAAUGAGGAGAGGGGUCUCAAUCUUUCAUUAUGCUGAGAUCGGUAUUGUGACAUGAUCACUUUUAUCCUUUGGUAUAAGUGUGUGUAGAGUCAUUAAUAAAGGUGUAAAUAAAAAUGAGUGUGGUCGGCA
This is a messenger RNA of Conger conger (European conger), 2389 nucleotides long. RefSeq lists its product as uncharacterized. The transcript is spliced from 3 exons. Lineage: Eukaryota; Metazoa; Chordata; Actinopteri; Anguilliformes; Congridae. Bases 1120 to 2013 code for a protein of 297 amino acids. The record is from RefSeq and is a predicted model, not a curated record.